AUGUCCCAAGUCUUCUACCGCUGGGGCGCGGGCCGCGACGAGUCGCGCGUCAAGUUUGACGGCACCCACAUCUCCGUCUUUGACUUUAAGCGCCAGGUCAUGCUGGGCAACAACCUCGGCAACGGCAAGGACUUUGACAUUGUCGUGCUCGAGAAUGGCGAUGAAUUGAAAGACGACGAACACCAGAUUGCGCGCUCGUCGUCGCUGACGGUCCGCCGCCGCCCGGCCAUCAUGAAGGGCCGCGGCACGGCGCAAAACUACAUUGUCGGCACGGACGCGUCCAUGUCGUUGACGGGCGAACACCGUAUCGAGGCGCAUGCGCGCGAGGCGAUGAAGGACCGCAUGCUCAACCGCGGCGCGCGUGGCCAGGCGGGCACGUAUGGAAGUAUGACCAAGCGGUUUGACGGCAAAGAGCCUGAGAAGAAGGAGCAGGUGGCUGUGACUACUGGUGAUGCCGACGAGGACGCGAGGAUCCGUGCCAUGCUGCAACAGCAGGAGGAUACGUGGGAAGCUAUGCAGGAGGACCUAUCGACGCUGCCUCGGUUCAACGCCGGUGGCCAGCAGCGCCGCGGGCCCAUGAAGCCUGCCGGACCUGGUGGAGCCAGCAAGUUUGACUUCAGCGUGGCGCCCGACAAGGAGCCUCCAGUGGGCUACAUCUGUUACCGCUGUGGACAAAAGGGCCAUUGGAUCCAGAACUGUCCGACCAACGACGACCCAACAGCACAGGACCGCAAGCGCUUUGUCCGUGUGACUGGUAUCCCGCGUAGUUUCCUCAAGACUGUCGAGACCCCCACCACUGGCGAGGGUUCGUCUGGCGGUGCGAUGCUUACUGCCGACGGAGGCUUUGUGCGUGCCGUGCCCGACCAACGGCAAUGGCAAAAGCACGCUGCCGCCAAGCCGCGUGCCCUCACUGGCGCCGAUGUGCGAGACCAGGAGCCCGUCGACGCCGAGCUCACGUGCGGUAUCUGCAAAAAGCUCGUGUGGGAGGCCGUCCGCGUGCCGUGCUGCGACCAGGCGUACUGCGAAGAGUGCAUCCAGAGCUACCUCCUGGAACACGACUUUGAGUGCCCGGCGUGCGAGAGCAAGAUCACGUCGUUUGACAAGCUCAAGCCCGACGAGGAGCUGCGCGAGCGCGCCAAGGGCUACGUCGACGGCGAGGUGGAGCGGAGCAAGAAGGAGGGCGAGGAGGCCGAAAAGGCCGCCGAGGCCGGGUCUGGCACGCCGGCGCCAGAAGGGGGAGCGGCGACGCCCGACGUGCACGGCAAGAAUCCCUUCAGCGGCCCGCUGCCCGACAUGAACACGCUCGCAGACUACCUCCAGGCCAUGAUGCAGACGCUGCGCAACCCGCUCGUCCCGCCACAGCUCAAGGCGCAGCUCCAGGCCCACAUCAAGAUCACCAACGCCAACUUGCUGCAGAUGCAGAUGCUGGCCGCCCAGGGGCUCAUGCUCGGGGGUAUGGCCAGCAUGGGCGGCAUGGGCAUGGCCAACCCCAUGGCCCAGAUGGGCAUGAUGAACCAGGGCAACGCCAUGAUGGGCAUGGGCAACGGUAUGCCGAACCAGGCGAUGCUCCAGCAGCAACAGCAGCAACAGCAGCAGCAGCAACAACAACCGUUCCGCCCAGUCGGCCGGGGCGGCUUCCGCGGCCAGCCGUUCUUCCGCGGACGCGGCGGCUUCGCACGGGGCAGGGGAGCGAACAUGGGAGCUAUGGGGGUGCGCCGGCCGGCAGAGGACGCCGGUGGUCCGCCAGAAAAGUUCCAGAGGGUUGCAUAG
This is a messenger RNA of Apiotrichum porosum, 1770 nucleotides long. RefSeq lists its product as uncharacterized. Gene Ontology annotation, biological process: mRNA processing; protein ubiquitination; ubiquitin-dependent protein catabolic process. The coding region runs from base 1 to 1770 and encodes 589 amino acids. The transcript is spliced from 5 exons. The record is from RefSeq and is a predicted model, not a curated record. Lineage: Eukaryota; Fungi; Basidiomycota; Tremellomycetes; Trichosporonales; Trichosporonaceae. Gene Ontology annotation, cellular component: nucleus. Gene Ontology annotation, molecular function: zinc ion binding; nucleic acid binding; ubiquitin protein ligase activity.